This is a messenger RNA of Prunus armeniaca (apricot), 462 nucleotides long. Lineage: Eukaryota; Viridiplantae; Streptophyta; Magnoliopsida; Rosales; Rosaceae. The record is from the annotation of a GenBank genome assembly.
AUGAAGAAGACCCUGAAGACCAAGCUUGACAAAGCCAAGGAAACACCGUUCUCUCUUUCCUUUGGUACCGAAGCCGUGGCACCAGUGGAGAUUGGCCAGCCCACAUACCAAACCUCCACUUAUGAGGCUGAGGCCAAUAACGAGCAGUUGGUCCUCAACCUCGACUUUGUUGACGAGCUUUGUGACCAGUCCAACAUGCGCAACGUCGCAUACAAACAGCGUAUUGCCAAGUACUACAACUCCAGAGUCAAACCCCGAGCUUUCACAACUGGGGACUGGGUCAUGCGCAAGGUUUCCUUGGCCACUAAGAAUCCUAAUGAAGGUACCCUGGGCCCUAUGUGGGAAGGUCCAUAUGAGAUCACCAUGGUUAGCCGCCCCGGGGCUUAUCAGCUUUGGGAUCCCAAGGGCAAAACCUUGCCUCAUCCUUGGAACGCUGACCAUCUCAAGUACUACUACAAGUAA